Messenger RNA from Owenia fusiformis, 1371 nucleotides. The record is from the annotation of a GenBank genome assembly. NCBI's taxonomy places the organism in Eukaryota, Metazoa, Annelida, Polychaeta, Sabellida, Oweniidae.
UUAAAUGUUCAAAAUCUAAGGUGUUCACAUCAGAAACUUUUUGCAAAAGUGGACUGUAAAAGUCAGAAGGGAAGUGUAUAUAUACAGGUUUUACUGUUCACAUAAAUACUAAUACAUUGUAAUUCAGCCACAAGUAAAAUGAUCUCAAAAAAAGCCUUGAGUGUUUUCUUAUGUAUAAGUAUUUCUAUUAAUGGUUUGUAUCUUUUAAAGGAUUGUUUUAGUAACUUUGAAAUAAAAGAAUCACCACAAAACAUGAGACCAACUUGGACGUCACAUGAAUUUCGGAAAACUAAUACUACUGAGAUGAAACAUGAAACCAUAGAAACUAAAACAAAUACCUCAACAAAAACGAACACAUUUUUAGAUAGUGAAUAUAAUGAAAUGAAAGGUUCACAAAGGAAGGAGCAUGAACAUUCCACAGUACAAUCACAUGACAUAGAGUUGGUGUUGAAUAAACGACGGCAAUCAAUGCAACAAGCAUGUGAGAUAACUACACCACAUCCUACAAUUGAGGGUCUACCUUGGUCUGAAUAUAUACUAGUCAGCAAUAAACUAAAAAUGGUUUAUUGUAUGAUACCGAAGGUUGCAUCAUCAUCAUGGCUUACUGCACUUCUUACACUGCACAUGGGCAUUGCUAUAGAAGAACUGGAUGUAUGGCCCAUAUGGAAAGAAAAUGUUCAUCCACCACACCUCACUGAUUAUUCUACAGAGAUUCAGAAAAAAAUUCUAGGUGAAUAUUUUAAAUUUAUGUUCAUAAGAGAUCCUUUAGAUAGGCUUAUCUCUGCUUGGGACGAUAAAUUCAACCAUACAAAACCUUACUACUCACACAGGUAUGGCACUGAAAUAAUACAACGCUAUCGGGCAAAUCCAUCAAUCGAGGCUGUACAAACUGGAGACAAUGUCACAUUUAAUGAGCUGGUGAGUUACAUCACGGAUAUUGACGUGAUACAGAGAGCCGAUGAGCACUGGAGGCCUAUGACUGACCUUUGCCAUCCCUGUCUCAUCGACUAUGAUAUGUAUGGCAACUUCUACAAUGUAGAAGAAGAGAGUAAAUUCGUCUUUAAAAACCUUGAUAUUAACGAAUCCAACAUGACAUUGCCGCAUGCAAAUCUUGGGAAUAAUAAUACAAAAUCAAUUCUUAAUGGUUACAAUAAAACAGUUGAAACAAGCAAAUUAAAAGAAUUUUAUUCUCAUAUUUCACUUGAGAAAAUAAUCAAACUACAGGAUCAGUACAAACAAGAUUAUGCACUAUUCUCUGAUGCACUUCAAUUGAAUAAGCUAGUGGAGGAUUAGUUUGAUGUUACUUACUGACUUUAGGGCUAAGUAGUGAAAUACAUGGAGACAACAAAACUAGUUUUUUUCCAGAGUGAA